Molecule: messenger RNA, 2544 nt
Organism: Thrips palmi
Lineage: Eukaryota; Metazoa; Arthropoda; Insecta; Thysanoptera; Thripidae
Gene: Rho1
Product: ras-like GTP-binding protein Rho1
Exons: 6
Coding region: 317-958 (213 amino acids)
Biological process (GO): cell migration; small GTPase-mediated signal transduction
Molecular function (GO): GTPase activity; GTP binding
Source: RefSeq, a predicted model, not a curated record
CUUUCCGUGGCAUUUCUUUCUUUAAAUUGAAACCAAAGUCGGUUGAAAAGUUGACGGCCACUCUGGGCUGUCAAAAUAGGACAGUAUCUUUGACCACGGUUAUUCUUAUUCCGACGCCCCAGCCUUGAACGCGCCGCGCUCGGCUCGGAGAAGGCGAGUCGGAGACGGAGAAGGCACCCUAAGCUCUAAGAUUGAGGUGUGGCCUGUAGCCUGUAUCGGCAGCCAUUGUGUUCGGUGACGAGUCUGAGUGUUAAUCAGAGGGUCUGCUCAGAUGCUUUCAAUUGACUGAAAAGUACCACUUCCUUGCAUUUUCUCGAUGGACCAUCUUGCCCGCCUUUUUGGGAAUUGUGCUUCUGGAAAUGCCUCUACGUCAGAAUUCAUGGCAGCCAUUAGGAAGAAAUUGGUUAUAGUAGGUGAUGGUGCCUGUGGUAAGACAUGUCUUCUCAUAGUAUUCAGCAAGGACCAGUUCCCUGAGGUCUACGUACCAACUGUAUUUGAAAACUAUGUCGCCGACAUUGAAGUGGAUGGGAAACAGGUGGAGCUGGCCCUUUGGGAUACAGCUGGUCAAGAAGAUUAUGACAGACUGCGACCACUUUCAUAUCCAGACACAGAUGUCAUUCUCAUGUGCUUCUCCAUUGAUUCACCUGAUUCAUUAGAGAACAUUCCUGAGAAAUGGACACCAGAAGUGAAGCAUUUCUGCCCCAAUGUGCCCAUUAUCCUUGUUGGAAACAAAAAGGAUUUGAGGAAUGACCCUAACACAAUAAAAGAGCUAGGAAAAAUGAAGCAAGAGCCUGUGAAGCCAGAGGAAGGUCGUAACAUGGCUGAAAAGAUCAAUGCGUUUGCUUACUUGGAAUGCUCUGCCAAGAGCAAGGAGGGUGUUCGUGAAGUAUUUGAGACUGCAACUAGAGCUGCUCUUCAGGUUAAGAAGAAGAAGAAGGGACGGUGUAGGCUGUUGUAAGGCACUUCAUUUUUCCUCCUCUUAAACAAUACGAGAGAAGAGUAGGCCAUGCGAUUGCCAAUAGCCUGCCCUGCUGUCUGCUGUGCGGCUUGCUCUUGUUGAGCAUACUUCCUGCCCGAAGGUUUGAGGCAGCCAAUGUAUGGAGUUCAAGCAGUUGCAACCAGACAUACAUAACAUCAUCAUAAAUUCUUUUGAUUUGUAUAUUAUUAUUAUUAUUAUUAUUGAUUUUUAUUCUAAAGCUCCAAGAAUCAAUUUGAAGCUUCAUCUAUAGUUUAGUCAAUGAUUCAUCGGAAAGAGACCCUGAUAUUUGUUAAAUAUCACAUAGCAAUUAAUUUCAUCUGUAUUGUAUGAAAAAAGUUAGGUUAGACAGAAAAAUUGAACAAAAUUGUUAACUUUUAGCAGCCCCAUGUUUGUUUAGCUGCUGUGAUGGACUGCUAUUUGUCUGGUAGGUGCUGUAUAUCUGAGUUUUUAAUUUUGCCUUGUUUGUCAGAAAAGCUUACUUUGCGGUUAACAGUAUGAUAACUAUGAGUAAAUGGUUUUACAUUUGUUUGUACUCUAAUUGUAAUUAAAACAAAUAUUUAUAUUUAAAGUUUAUCAUUUUCCUAUGACUCAUUAGUGGACUUGUCUCUACCAACUGAGUGUUAGUAUUGAUGAUUCACAAUUAUUCAGUGCUGACUGACUGUCACCUUCUUAGCCUCUCGCCCAUAAGGGAUCUUUUCCUCCUCUUUUUGGAUCAGUUUUCUCAUGAAAUUACCUAAAAUUGCAGGCAAGGUUCUAGUUAUUAGUCACAUCAGUUUUAUGGACAUGGAACUUCAUGGUUCAAAGAGCUCCUUUCAUGAAUAUGUAAGAAAGAUCGUAUAAAUUAUUUGAACACCAGUUUCUUUUCUAUUGGCAGUAUUGAUGGAUGUUGGAAAACUGCGCCAUUGAAACUUUCAUGAAGAACUUGUUUGACAGCCAGAAGUUAAAGAAUUGCUUGCCGAUUUAUUUUUGUAUUUAAAAUAAUUGAGUCAAGUGUCUGUGUUCUGAAUGUUUUUAAUUUUUAUACUGUAUAUAUUCAGAAGUUUCCUUAUUUUAUUAUUGAACAUGAUGAAAAGGCCAACUGGUGUGGCAUUGAGUAAUUCUGUUUUGUGUGAAUUCAACUGUGUCUAUGCUCUUAAUUCAAAGUUCUGUGUCAACUGCAAAGCACAAUUUAUUCCGCUUGAAGUAAUGCUUUUUCUUUUUUUACAAUGAUAUACAAUUACAAACUUUCAAUGAUACAAUUUUGCGACCUGUGUACGCAGAUGUCGACCACUGUACAUAAAUUGUUUUACCUUCCAAAGUAAUUAUUCAAGAGAAUUUCUUGUGGGAGAUCACCUCUUAUUUAUAACCUUCAACUGUCUUGUCAUGUAACUUUUUAUAUUUAUUCAUGUGGAGACACUCGCCCAUAUUUGCUUUGGUCCAUGUAGUAUUGUGGUAAGGGAGUAAGGUGCAGUAUCUUUGAAACUAUUAGCUAUGUGUUUUUAACUGCACGGUGUAGCAGUGAGACUUGCAGCUAUUACUAUUUGGUAUGACUUCAUCAAAUAAAUUGGGAAUUUUGUACAUGAAAA